AUGAUAGGGGAAGACAAACCUGGCCAGCACAAAGCACACGGCUUUGCCGCAUCUGAACCGCUUAUACAUAAUCGGUUGCCUGUGGUAGCCGAAACGAACUUGCGAAACCUCCAUCACACUACAAAGAUACCUUUCCUGGCGCCCAAAUCAACUGUGCAGCGUCGCCACACACAGCGAACUUCUGGCAUCGAGUCUGAGUCUAGCAGGUCGCGAGGCCUUACUGCAGGAUGCCCGAGUCCAGCAGGUCGCGAGGCCUUACUGCAGGAUGUCGGAGUCGCCAUACAUGGUGGUUCAGAGCUUGAACCAGGUGCAACUUGGCCUGCGAACGUCCGAGGUACUCCUACUCCUGGUUCCGGUCAAAAUUCUGUGGACGUCGAUGCGCAGACCAGCAUUAAACAGGACACAAUCCCCAUGCAGACGUACCCCAUCAAUUCAAUUAUAGGACAUAUACAUGGUUUAUUGUCGGUCGCAAGCGGUCGAGAGACAGAUAUCAAGUCAGGGUUGACCGCGCAGUACGACGUCUAUUUUGGACUUGGCAAGCACAGCUUCUGGGAGUUUGUUCGCAGCGUGCGUACAACACUCGAAGUAGGUCUUGGAGACUUGGAACAUUCCUGUGUCCCGGUCCCCAGCGUGUCUCAGCAAACGCCUCUACCUCUCAAGUCACACUAG
Messenger RNA from Pseudovirgaria hyperparasitica, 669 nucleotides. RefSeq lists its product as uncharacterized. The transcript has 3 exons. The coding region runs from base 1 to 669 and encodes 222 amino acids. Lineage: Eukaryota; Fungi; Ascomycota; Dothideomycetes; Acrospermales; Acrospermaceae. The record is from RefSeq and is a predicted model, not a curated record.